GUUUUUCAUCUAUGCGACUGUCACCUGGGAUGGCAACAUCAAUGAUCCAAACCUUGUUCUUUUCCUAUCGGCUGUUAGGAAUUGUGGGAGUUGAAGUCCAAAACACCUGGAGAGCCCAAGUUUGCCCAUCCCUAGUCUAAAUCCUCCAGUACUAUUCUAUAGUCGACUUCUUCCAAUAGUUAAACUUCCUGUGGUUAAAAAAACCCUCCGUCAUAUAACAUUGGGAAAUCCAAAAUAACUAGCCAAGGCUAUUAAAACACACACACGAGCUCAGUAACAUUGAUGUCACUGAACUCUUGGGUAUUAAUUUUUGACCUUGUUUUUGCUCAGCUUGUGAAACCCAUGGUCCUUUUACUAAAAGAUUUCCAACUGGUUAAACAGAAGUUUUACUGACUUUUAAAUGGGAAAUGGAAGAAUUUCAGGAAAUAAGGGUCCCUCUUUGAAUGUUCAUGAUAAGCUAUAAAAGAAAAAGGCACAUUUCCCACGUCAACUCAGGUGUAACUGAGUCUUUGAUGACUGCUUCUGUGGCAUUUACACAGGACACACCUGAAGGAACUGGAAAACAGAGAAAGCUCAAGGCUGGAGAUGAUUGCUCAUGCCAUGCCCUUUAAUAUACGGCUUGGGAAGCAGAACUUCGUACUGGGCAUCAGCGUGGUCUUUCUUGUCGGCUUCACUCUUUCACUGUUAGAAAGAGUAAAGAGAAAUAAGACUAAAGUAGAACAAGGCAGAUGCUGGGAACUGAAUCUGUUAUUUCAGGAGAAGAAUCUGUCUGGAAUCAUCCAUUUUCAGAAGACAGAUAGUGAGAAAGAGAAGAUCCAUAUGAUCAAUAACUGGAAACUCCAGGAGACAGAAAUGAGGAUAAUGGAACAUCUGCUGCUUGCCCAAGAAUGCCGCUGGGAGCUCAAUCCUAUAGCAGUCGCGCAAUUCAGAACACAGCUGCAGCAAUGUUGCAAUGCUUCCUUCAGGUUCGUGACGACCAAGGAGAACAUACGACUGGGGUCAUAUAUCAUCUUCGAUGGGAACCCAACCCGCAAACUGAGGGUGGAUACUAAGCUGUUGGAUCUGUUGCCAGAGAAAUCACCCUUUAUGGACACUUCUUAUAGGAAGUGUGCAGUGGUUGGCAAUGGAGGCAUCCUACUAAACAGCUCCUGCGGGCAGGAGAUCGACCGGGCAGAUCUAGUAAUUAGGUUCAACCUGCCUCCCAUGAACUUCUCUGAAGAUAUAGGAACAAAGACAAGCCUGGUGACCAUCAACCCCAGCAUCCUUCAGAAUAGAUUCAAGUUAUUGCAGGAACGGCGGAAGCCCUUUGUAGAAGCUCUGCACUCCUACAGUGAUGCCACCUUCCUCCUCCCUGUUUUAUCCUUUGUGGGACACAACAUUCUGGGCUACCGUGUGCUGUACACCUUGGAGGACUUUGGUGUGGAGCAGCAGGCUUUCUUCCUGAACCCACAGUAUCUGAGCAACCUGGCAAACUUCUGGAAGAAAAGGGGUUUGAAGACAAACCGGCUUUCCUCAGGCUUCAUGUUGGUCAGCAUGGCUUUGGAGUUCUGCCAGCACAUCACCCUCUAUGGCUUCUGGCCCUUCUCAUAUGACUUGAACAAUCAAUCAAUUCCUCACCACUACUACGAUAACAUGAUGCCCACGCCCGGGGUACAUGCCAUGCCCACAGAAUUCUCGUAUUAUCUCAGCAUGUAUGCUGAAGGUGUCCUGCGAUUACGAGUGGGCAAGUGUCAGUGACAGCUUUAUGCCUGGGUUGGAAAUAUCUCCUAAACCAGAUGUGGACAACCGUGGAAGCCCAAGGGGCUACAUUAACACCCUAGGAUACUUUAAACAGGUGCACUUCAACCAUACCCAGAAAUAAAUGGCCGCUAAAUUCCUUCUAGUAUCUAUGGGUGGCAUUUUUGUCACUCCCCAUUCAUUUCUAAGAAAUGGUUCAGGAGGGCAUGAAAUGUGACAAAAAUCCCUCUCCACACCUUCUAGUUGGCAUUUGGGGAUAAAAUAAGUUAGGACAUUUUUAUGGUUGUUUUCCUUGGAAUAAUAAUAACAAUAAUAAUAGAAGACUGGCAAAAGAAGGCUCUCCAUGGACAGUUCCUAGAAAAAAAUUGAGAGCAAAAUUGACAAUGGAAAAAACAUGGCUCACAAAUGGAACUUUGAAAAAGGAGACUGAGGGCCUCAUUCUUGCAGACCAAGAACAAGCAAUUAGAACAAAUGCCAUCAGAGCUAGAACUGAAAAUCGACUACAGAUUCCAAAUGUAGACUCUGAAAAGGAAGCAGACGAAACAAUGGAUCACAUACUCAGCUGCUGCAAGAUCAGGCAGACGGACUACGAGCAGAGACAUAAUAUUGUUGCUCAGAUGAUCCAUUGGAACUUGUGCCACAAAUACCAUCUGCCUGUGACAAAGAAUGGUGAUCACAAGCCUGAAAAAAUUACAGAAAAUGAACUCUUGGACUUCCGAAUUCUGACUGACAGAGUUUUGAAGCACAAUACUCCUGACCUCACAAUCAUGGAAAAAACAAAGUAUGGAUCAUCGAUGUUGCAAUCCCAGAUGACAGCAGAAUUGAUGAGAAGCAACUGGAAAAGCUGGCACGAUACUAGGAUUUAAAGAUCAAACUACAAAGACUCUGGCACAAGCCAGCAAAGGUGGUCUCAGUGGUGAUUGGCACACUGGGGAAAGUGCCUAAAGACCUUAGCCAGCACUUGAAAACCAGCAGCGCUGACAAAAAUACCAUUUGUCAACUGCAAAAGGCCACCCUACUCGGAUAUGCAGGCAUUAUUCGCCAAUACAUUAUGUAGUACUAGACACUUGAGAAGUGUAGGAUAUGUGAUCCAAUACAAAAGCCAGCAUGGUGAUCAUGUUUGCUGUGUACUAAUCUUGUUGUGUAUCGAAUAAGAAGAAUACAUCACAUACAUAAUACAUCACAUACUCCAAGACAUUUGGGACAUGUGGUCGAAUACAAAAGCCAGCAUAGUGAUCUUGCUGGCUGUGAACUAAUCUUGUUGUGUAUCAAAAAAUAAUUUUCAUUCUUACCUGCCUGCUCAUGGCUCAAAGUCGGUCACAGCAAAUACACAAACAUUGCAAAAAUUCUAAAAAAACACACAUAUUAAAAUGUAGUUUUAUAAAAGAUACACAUUAAAACGUAUUUCUAUAAAAUACAUAUUAAAUACACAGGAUACAGAUUAAAACACAGGGCACAAGUUUAAAAUUCAUGCUUAAAACUGUCUGGGUAGGCCUGUCAGAAAAGAUAGGUCUUUAGGCGGGUUUUAAAUUUUGACAGCCCAUUUAGCUGUCGGAGCUCUUCUGGCAGGUCGUUCCACAGUCUUGGGGCGGCCGUUGAAAAGGUCCUCUGGGUGACAAUUGCCAGUCGGGUUCUUGUGAGCCGGAAUAACCGUCCCCCAGAGGACCUAAGAGGUCAGGGCGGAUUGUACGGUAGAAGACGAUCCUGUAGGUCACCUGGACUUAAACCAUGUAAGGCUGUCAAGCUCAAAACAAACACCUUGUACUUUCUCCAGAAACUAAUUGGUAGCCAGUGGAGUGACUUUAGGAUAGGGGUAAUAUGCUAGAUUUUUCCAUAACCAAUCUGGCUGUUGUAUUUUGAAUCAGAUGGACUUUGCGAAUUUGGUACAGAGGUAGAGCAAUGUAAAAGUACAUUGCAGAAGUCCAACCUUGAGGUUACCAGUGUGUGCACUACCAUCUUUAGGUGGCAUAGGUUUUUUGAAUACCUGUCAAAAUGAAUAAAAAUGUCGCUAUUGCGACAUGUCAGUUCUUUGGAGUGCUUUCUCUACUGACAUCCUCCCUGAUCAUUGAGAAUAAACCUAAGAUUUUGUCUUCUC
Molecule: messenger RNA, 3832 nt
Organism: Anolis carolinensis (green anole)
Lineage: Eukaryota; Metazoa; Chordata; Lepidosauria; Squamata; Anolidae
Gene: siat8g-r1
Product: alpha-N-acetylneuraminide alpha-2,8-sialyltransferase
Exons: 8
Coding region: 586-1737 (383 amino acids)
Biological process (GO): N-glycan processing; oligosaccharide metabolic process
Molecular function (GO): alpha-N-acetylneuraminate alpha-2,8-sialyltransferase activity
Source: RefSeq, a predicted model, not a curated record